This is a messenger RNA of Ostreobium quekettii, 247 nucleotides long. The record is from the annotation of a GenBank genome assembly. Lineage: Eukaryota; Viridiplantae; Chlorophyta; Ulvophyceae; Bryopsidales; Ostreobiaceae.
GGCGUUGCUUCCCCACUUGUGAGCCAGAUGGCGAUCCGGGGGUCAUUGUUUGGGGCUUUUGGAUCAGCAAAGCGGUGGCUGGCCACCAACCCCGACGGCACCACGAGGACGCUCACGACCUCGGACUUCUACAGGGCGGGCCUGAUCACAGGCUUUGUCGCAGCCUUCAUAGAGGGCCCCAUCGACUUCUACAAGUCGCAGACGCAGGCUCAUUUCUUCCGGAUAAAAACUGAUCCGACAUACAAAU